ACAAGCUCUCUCACAGGUCACCGGCCUUGGGGACGAAGCCAUGGCGGGAUGGCUCUGCCUGCGACUGGAGACUGCACAGGGCUCAGGGCAAGAGAGCCAGUGGCAGGAAAGGAAAGGCCCUGUUGACUCACUCGCUGGGCAGCCAAGUGCUUAGUAACAAACAGUAAACAGAGGCGGCAGAGCCCGUGGCCGUGGCAGCUCAGCAGAGAGGUGAACGAGAUCCCUGCUCAUUGUUGGAAAAUUGUCUGUGAUGGAGGCCUAGACCCGAUCACGAUCACAGAGAAUUUCACAUGCAACCUCUGACUCAGAACACAGGCAUGAGCCCGGCCUCUGUGACCCUGGCCAGCGCCCUGCAGGUCAGGGGCGAAGCUCUGUCGGAGGAGGAAAUCUGGUCCCUCUUGUACCUAGCUGCGGAGCGGCUCCUGGAAGAUAUUCGUGAAGAUUCCUCGGACUAUGUGGUCUGUCCCUGGUCAGCCCUGCUGUCUGCAGCCGGAAGUCUUUCUUUCCAGAACCACAUUUCUCACAUAGAGGCUGCUCCUUUCAAGGCCCCUGAACUGCUACAGGAACAGAGGGACGAUGAACAGCCCGACGUAUCUCAGGUGCACGUCUAUUCUUUAGGAAUGACCCUCUACUGGUCAGCAGGCUUUCAUGUCCCACAAAAUCAGCCUCUGCAGCUCCGUGAGCCCUUGAGCUCCAUUCUGCUGACCAUGUGUGAAGACCAGCCUCGCAGGCGGCUCCCCUUGCAGUCAGUUCUGGAAGCUUGUCGGGUUCAUUGGGAAGAAGUGGCCGUAUACCCAACCUCUGCCGGUCUCCACGUUAGACGGCUGGCUGGCUUGGUUCUGGGCACCAUCUCAGAGGUGGAGAGGAGACUCAUGGAAGAAAGCUCCUUGGCGCAGCAGGACAGAAGCUGCCUGCUCAGGCAUAGGCUGCAUCAGGCGAGCUGCGAGAACACAACAGUAUGGGCCCUGGAGCGUCUGCACCCCUGCAGAGUUUCAGAGAGAAGCACAGAGACCCAGAGCUCCCUGGAGCCCGGUCUGAGCACCUCAGUACCCAGUCACCAUAGCCUCUCUGUUAGCAGUGCUUUUCCAGUUGAAGUUCCCCCAAAUCUUCAGGAGGGACCGCGGCUCAGCUCCAGCACCGCUCUGUCUGUGGCAGCAGAAAUCUCACAGCCGGCAACUCCUUCUCAAAGGGCUUUUCUGCAAAGGAAAGGAAAGUUCUCCAGGCCGGAGUUCGUCUUGCUGGCUGGAGAGGCCCCAGUGACUGUGCACCUGCCUGGAUCAAUUGUGACCAAAAAAGGGAAAUCCUAUUUGGCUCUCAGGGCCCUCUGCGUGGUGCUGUUGAGUGGGCAGUGUCUGGAGGUGAAAUGUGACAUUAUGUCAACGGCAGGAGCUGUCUUCAGUGCUGUCAUGUCUUUUGUCAACCUUGGGGAGCUCACCUACUUUGGCUUGGCUUACAUGAAAGACAAAGAGUUCUUUUUCUUGGACGAUGAAACCAGGCUGUGCAAAAUAGCCCCUGAAGGCUGGAGUGAGCAGCCCCAGAAGAAGACCUCCUCAAAUACCUUCACACUCUUUCUGAGGAUAAAGUUCUUUGUCAGUUGCUGUGCACAGCUCCAGAACAGCCAGGCAAGGCACCAAUUUUAUCUGCAGCUUCGGAAAGACAUCCUGGAGGGGAAGCUGUACUGCAAUGAUGAGACGCUGCUGCAGCUGGCGGUCCUUGCCUUACAGGCUGAGUUUGGCAACUACCCCGAGGAGCAGAUAGAGAGUAAAGCUUAUUUUCGAGUUGAAGAUUACAUCCCAGCGAGUCUAAUUGAGAGGAUGACUGCUUUCCGGUUGCAAGUUGAAGUCUCGGAGAUGCACCGUCUCAGUCCUGUGCUCUGGGGAGAGGAUGCUGAGCUGGAGUUCUUGAGGGUCACUCAGAAACUCCCAGAAUAUGGUGUGCUGGUUCACCGAGUCCUCCCAGAGAAGAUGACACGAGAAAGGGAGAUGGCCUUGGGGAUCUGUGCCAAGGGCAUCAUAGUGUACGAAGUGAAAAACAACAGCAGAAUUGCAACUUUACGCUUUCAGUGGAGAGAAAUUGGAAAGAUUUCUACUUGUCGAAAGAAGUUCACCAUCACAAGUGGCAUCACUGGGAAAAAGCACACGUUUGUCACUGAUUCAGCCAAGACCUGUAAAUAUUUACUGGGACUCUGCUCUGCCCAGCAUGGAUUUAAUGCCCAGAUGAGCUUCCUGCCAGUUGCAGCUGUUUCAGACCAUGAUAAGUGUGUGCAAAUGGCCAAUACGAGUCUUGCACACCUGGUCCAGUCUCAGCCUCUCACUUGGAUUCAGCGGCUGUCGGACUCGGAAAACGCGCUGUUCACACCCGCACCCGGGCCGGAAGUCACUGCAGGGGGCCUGCAGCGCUUGUCUCUGGAUAACUUCACCUUGGAAACCAGCAAGGAGACUGCGGCACGGGGGAUCCGAGGCAGCCCCUGCAUGGGUCGGGAGCAGCUGGAGACCAUCUCUUUGAUCCAGAAGCCGACGACUCGUGACCGUCUCUCCGGGCCGCCUGUUCCCAGCGUGCACAGGGAGCCACAAAGUAACAGGAGAAAGAGCUUUAUAGCUGAGCCGGAACGAGAAAUCGUGCAUGUGACAUUGCGCCGGGAUCCACGUCGCGGUUUUGGUUUUGUCAUCAAUGAGGGAGAAGAUGUUGGCAAAGUUGACCCUGGCAUCUUCAUAUCUUCUAUUAUACCUGGGGGACCAGCUGAGAAAGCUAAAAGGAUCAAACCAGGAGGGCAGAUUCUAGCCUUGAAUCACAUCAGUCUGGAGGGCUUCACGUUCGACAUGGCUGUUAGAAUGAUUCAGAAUUCUCCCGAGAGCAUAGAAUUAACCAUUUCUCAGUCAAAAGGUAUUUGUGGAAAUACCCCAAGUGAGGAAAAGAAUAGCCCAGCCAAUUCUGGGGUCUUCUCUACAGACAGCCCAAGCAACAGGCACCUGGGAAGUUUUUCAUCACACGCACAGGACCAGGAGAAAAAUACUGAAGAACUGGAAAUGGCUCAGACUCAGAGCUUACUGUCCAGGGGGCAGGAUGCUGGUACGUCUUGUCCUCCACCACCUUCAGAAAUCAAUGCCAGUGAAAUCUACUUUGUGGAACUGGUUAAAGAAGAUGGGACACUUGGAUUCAGCGUGACUGGUGGCAUUAAUACAAGCGUGCCCUAUGGGGGUAUCUACGUGAAAUCCAUCGUUUCUGGAGGGCCAGCUGCCAAGGAAGGGCAGAUCUUGCGGGGUGACCGGCUCUUGCAGGUGGACGGAGUGAGUCUGUGUGGCCUCACCCACAAGCAGGCUGUGCAGUGCCUCAAGGGUUCUGGGCAGGUUGCAAGACUGGUCUUAGAGAGAAGAGGCCCCAGGACCACACAGCAGUGUCCUUCUGUUAAUGGCAGGAUGGCAGACGGAUGCACGGCUGUUUCCUUGGCAACAGCCUUGCCCGGCAGGCCUGCGAGCUGUGUCUCAGCGACAGAUGGUCCUAAGUUUGAAGUCACUCUGAAAAAGAAUGCCAGUGGCUUGGGAUUCAGCUUCAUGCAGAUGGAGAGAGAGAGCUGCAGCCAUCUCAAGAAUGAUCUGGUGAGAAUUAAGAGGCUUUUCCCAGGGCAGCCGGCUGAGGAGAACGGGGCCAUUGCAGUUGGUGACAUUAUCCUGGCCGUGAAUGGAAGGCCCACAGAAGGCCUCGUCUUCCAGGAGGUGCUCCAUUUACUGCGAGGGGCAUCACAGGAAGUCACGCUCCUACUUUGCCGACCCCCUCCAGGUGCACUGCCUGAGAUAGACCAGGGAUGGCAGACACCCGUGCUCUCAGCAGACAAAGAAUUCACCAGGGCAACUUGCACUGACUCUGAGCAGAGCCCGAGUCUGGAUCAAGAGGACAGCCGGAGGGACAGUGCCUCCCCAGACACAGGGGAAAGCUUGGGUCCCGGGCCCGAGCCUUUCCAAAAGGCCACUGGCAAGGCACAAUGGGACCAGGACAUAGAGAGACCCUGGGCCACUUCCUCGAUGCGUCCUCAGGAUUCCCCCCCUCAUUUAUGCAGACUUCAGCAAGAAAUGGAUGCAUCCACAUUGGCCACCUCUUUGGAAAGGGAUAUGAGGCAAAACUGCUAUUCAGUUUGUGAUAUGAGGGGACUUGAAAGAUUUUCCUACUCACCCUCUCUAACCAGGCUUUCGACAGAUAUUUUCUGAGCACAUUCUCUGCAUGUUUGAAGCACUGUACAAAAUGCUCUGCCGUCUGUAUGGACUGCUUUUUCUAAUCAAAAGGCAUGUGUGGUGACCUUUGGGCAGCCCCUGGAAGGCUUAUUCUUCAUGUUGUGUCUGCGUCUUCACUGCCAGACAAUGCGCCCCACUCACCGUUCAUCUGCCUCCUGUGUCACACCGGGAGUAAAUGUCACUCCAGCUGGCUGCCUUUCCAAAUAGGCACUUUCUCAGCGCUCAGAAAAGGACUCGAUAUUUGCACAGAGUGCUUUGAAGGUCACCUGCUUGAGUUGUUCCCAGCCUCCCGCUUUGGCCCUUUCCCUCUAACCCCUCUGUUGAAACGGCAUUCAUAGUCAUAGCGAUAACAGCCCCUCCUAUUUACUGAGGACUUACCCUGCACCAGGAGCCAUGGAUGGAUGUACCAGAAUUAUGUAUUCUAAGCAUCCCAGAAAUCCUAUAAAUUUCUCGACCUUCUCACUUUCCAGAUGGGAAAACUGAGGUCCCAGAGAAGUUAAUAAGCUUUCCCGAGAACCGAAGUCAUGGCCCAGAAUGGAGGCAUAGCUCUGCUUUUGAUGCCAUGUCCUCUGGCAAGUCCCCCAUGGUCUCCUGGGCUCCGUAAGGAGCUCCCCUUGCUCCCAUAAUGCUCUGUGCUGCCGCUCCUAUAGCACUUUCUCCCUGGAUUGUAACAUUUGUUCACCACUCACUCUUCCCAUUAAAUCAGGGGAUCCUCAGGCACAGGGGCCAUCCAUAUCUUAUCCAAUGUUCAGAACAGUCUCUGGCAGGAGCUGUUUGGACCCUGGCUGGCUCUCCUACGAUGUGCUGUGAUGAUCAUCCUGAAAGCAAGGCAAGAUGGGGAGAGGAGUUUCUUAUCAAUGCUGGAAGACACAUGGGUUUCUGUUUUCUAGUCCUGAAUUGGACAGGGAUGAUGAAGAAGGGGACAUGUGCCAUCUACCUGAAGCCACUUCUCCCACUGUGGAAAAUGAAGCCUAUCUUACCAUCAACUCUGCAUGGGAAGGCCAGCUACUCUGUGAAGAAUGUUUGGAGGAAGAUUCAGGGACCAUUCCCUUGCCACAGUUCUGUUCUUGGAGUGCCCUCUCAGAGUCUUUGCCUGCAAAAGAGGCUUGUGAGAGUGACAGUGAAUGGGAAGACCUGGAGGAGGCUGUGGACCUGGAAGAUGGCACCCUCAGGAUGCCACCAGAAGUUGGGACUGGGUCAGAGAGCUGGAGGCAGAUUGUACCGAUGAAGAUGAGGGAAGAGUAAAUGUGACAAAAAUCCUCUGACUAGGAGCAGAGCGGGUUAAACUCUUGACAGGAAGCAACAAGUUCAUAGAGGAGAUCACGUGGGGGCUUUGAAGACCAUGCCUGCCAUCCAUGGGAAAGUUGGACCCUGAUGGCCUUGGGGAUGAUGCAAUGAUGGAUUCAUACAAGUGUGGAGCAGGCAGGAUGUGGCUUAUAUGUGGAGGGAAAUAUUUCCAGAGUGGGCUCCUCAGGGCUGGGGAGCUAAGGGAAGAUGGGGUAAUCAAUGCUUUUGGGACCUACAGGGAAACAAGUAAGGAUCCCAAGUGUCAGUACUUAUGAAAUGUCCCAGGAAAUCUGCUGUUCCUCUGGAGACUGGAGCAGGUAGCAGAGAAGAGACAAUAGGGCUUUUUGGUUGGAGGGGUUCAGGCUCCAAGCCUGCCUCCAUCACUUACUAGGGGGGUGACCUGCAGCAAACGACUUUUAAACCAUCUAAGACUCAGCUGACUACCAAAUGGAGAUAGCAAAAGCCACCUCAUUCUGUAAGAGAGGACAAUGCGUGUCAAGGGUUUAGCACACUGCCUGGUGAGUAAGGACUCAAGCAGUGUUAGUGCAUUUUAGUCAUAAAUCACAAAGGAGACUAUCUCUCCAGUGAGAUGGUGCAACCUUAGGAACCCAUUCAAUACUGGUUUUUUUUUUGUUUUUGUUUUUUUUUCUGUGUAGACAAAGGAACUGGGCAACUUUGUCAGACUUGCCCUCUAACUUGAGGGGCGGGUAGAAGUAUUGGUCCAUGGCAAGGGUGUCAGGAUCUGGGUAGACUGAAUAGCCCUCUGCUAUGACAGUGGCUUAGGAUGUCAUUAGGCCUAGGCCUGCCACAGUCACUUAUCCCACCCUGCUGAUAGAAGGCAGGCCUGCAGGGAAGUGCUUAAGUGAGCUCUCAGCCUGGGCUCCUUGGAGCAGCCCACAGAUGAGCUUCAAGGCAUCUACAGUUAGAAUAUUGACUUGCAUGCUUCUUUUGGAAAAAGCAGCUCUUUUUUUUUGAAAAAGCAACUCUUAACCUUCUUUAAAUUCUCUAAGUGGUCCACAAUCCCCUAAAGAUUAAGGAUCUCUGUUGUAUAUAUUCUCUCUUUCAUCCUGGAAGUGGGGAGGGUAUAAAGAGGAUUUUCCUUAUGGAUGGAGUCAUGCAUUUUUUAAAACCAUAUUAGAGAUUAUUUUCUUUGGUCCUUUUAGACAAUGAGAUAAUAAAUAAUUUCAUUUAGCCCUCAUAUCAACUUUGAAAGAUAUUCUUAUUCCUCUUUUAUAAAUGGCACUUAGAAGGUUUAUUUAAUUUGCCCAAAAUCACACAGCCAGAAGGGGCAGAUUCACACUGCAUCUAUCUGAUUGAACUCUUGGUGCAUUUUUACAUUUCCUCUAGAAUGUGUGUUCCACAUGCACUUGUGUAACACACGUCUUUGCCUCAGAUAUCAUGAGUCCUACUAGUUCUCUCACAAAGUAUUUCUCUCUUAGGAGGCUAAAACAAUCCCUGCUGUCUGGUGGGAUCGAGAAGGCAAUUAAACUGUUCUCUUUGGAAAAGGCUAGGGCCAAAUGGUGAGGGCAACCAUUAAAAGCUGCCUAUUGUUUUAGGUGAACAGAGAAAGUUGGACAGUCACCCAAGGCAGAACCCAAAGUUUCUGCAUGCACAUCCUUUUGACAGUGAUCACAUGGAAGAGGCCUCAGAUGCCCUUGGUCCGGAGAAUGUACGCACGAGCCCUACAACCAGGAAAGAAGCCUGUGGGUCCCCGAGAAGGCAACAUGGAAUGGAGGGUCUGGCCCAGUUAAGAACUAACUUCAAGAAGAUCAUGCCUGUCAGUUCUGAGGCUCAUUUUGAAUAGUGGUCAUGACCUCUCCUCGGUUCUGGGGUUUAUGUCCAAUAAAGCUUGGUGUCUGUGUGUGUGCGUGUGUGCACAAGUGCGCUCACAAGGGCUUCCCCUUGUGAAAGGAUUUGAGAACCAACCACCUAUGUCAAGAUAAGCCAGCUCAGGGUGAGGUCUCGCUGCUGCCCUGGUACACACCUUCAGGGACAGAUGCAGUGUUCCAGUUUCCACUCUUUAGUUCUCCAUUGGUUGAAUGAGUUUCCAUGGCCUUCAAAGUGCUGUCAGUUCCCUCAAGGGAAUCUGCUGAGAGACGGCUCAAAGGCCAUGGGAGUAAUGUGUUUUGACAUCUUUCUGUGUUCCUCCUGUGCAACUCCAUAUGGUUGUAGAUUCUUUUAAAAGCAUUUUCCUUUUGAACUCCACAACCUGAUCCUAAAGAUUCUAUGAAGGAAAAAUAAGAUGGGAACAUGUAAUAAAAAAGAAAGAGCAAAGUGGUAGAUCCAGCAUUAUCAUAUAUUAUGAUAUAUAGCCACGGCCAUAAUAAGAAGCUAAUAUUACGUGGGAUUAGAUGGGGGACACAGUGUGCGCCAAGGAACACGCUUAGCAUGACACAAGAGGGGAUACGUGGCAGUCAGCAUUUCAACAUGGGGAAGGAAGACGCCUUCACACACAUAACUGGAAAAGAGGAUUUGAUUCAAAUCUCACUUCAUCUAUUAAAAUUACAGACCGUUUGAUUAGGAAAAAAAAAAAGCAACACAGAGAAAAGCUGGUGAAAGCAGAUUCUAGUCUCACCAGAUCUACACAGGAAUAACACACUUCUUCUGGCCUACAGCAAUAAAAAAGCAUAACAAGGAAGAACUACAGAGUUGACAGUAUUGAGAACGUAAAAACUUCUGUGCAGCAACGAUGACAAAAUUAAUGUAGAAAUAGGUGCAAUGGAUGGGGAAGCACUUACAUAAUUGUGAAUAAAGAUUAAUACCUAUAAUAUUUAGAAAUCCCAUUAUAGUUUAUAAUAGAUUAAUAAAGGAUUUCAGUAGCCGGUGUACACAAUAAAAAUGCAAAUGGUGGACAAAUACA
Messenger RNA from Herpailurus yagouaroundi (jaguarundi), 8373 nucleotides. It is a transcript of the gene FRMPD2, whose product is annotated as FERM and PDZ domain containing 2. Gene Ontology annotation, molecular function: protein binding. Gene Ontology annotation, cellular component: cytoskeleton. Bases 291 to 4202 code for a protein of 1303 amino acids. NCBI's taxonomy places the organism in Eukaryota, Metazoa, Chordata, Mammalia, Carnivora, Felidae. The record is from RefSeq and is a predicted model, not a curated record. The transcript is spliced from 31 exons.